Messenger RNA from Vombatus ursinus (common wombat), 1785 nucleotides. RefSeq names its product protein AF1q-like. The record is from RefSeq and is a predicted model, not a curated record. Bases 419 to 694 code for a protein of 91 amino acids. Gene Ontology annotation, biological process: positive regulation of release of cytochrome c from mitochondria; positive regulation of mitochondrial depolarization; apoptotic signaling pathway. NCBI's taxonomy places the organism in Eukaryota, Metazoa, Chordata, Mammalia, Diprotodontia, Vombatidae. Gene Ontology annotation, cellular component: nucleoplasm; cytosol. The transcript has 3 exons.
AGAACUCGAGAUUUUAACAGCAGUGAGAUGGGAACACAAACAUAUAGGAAACUGAGUGAAGACACAAAGGAGAAGAGAACAGUAGCUGGGGUUUCCUCUCCUAUUGCUGAAGAAGGACCAGACAAAGGACGUAAGCUAGGACAGACAAACAUGGGUUUGGGGAUGGGGGGGAGGGGAACUUGUGGUCUGCUGGGCAGUCAGUCAUAGGAUUUGUCUCAGUGGUAACAGUGGGUGGAAGAAGUCAAGGGGGAAAUGGAGAAAACAAUGAAGAAUCGAAGGAAACUCCCCCCCCCCCCCCCCCAUCGAAGGCAGGCUAUGUUAAGACUGGACUCUCCCGGGAAGCUGAGUGGACAGAGCCCCAAGCCUCCUGAAGCCUGACACAUCCGUGGAAUCCACAAACUACUGGUGAUUGGGAGUCAUGAGGGACCCUGUGAGCAGCCAGUACAGCUCUUUCCUUUUCUGGAGGAUGCCCAUUCCUGAACUGGACCUGUCCGAGUUGGAGGGCCUGGGUCUGCUGGACGUGUCCACUUAUAAGACCCGAGGCAACAACAGUGGGAAAAUGUCUGAGGAGGAGCCAAGCAAAGCUGGGCAGAAGAACUGUCCUGAAGGCGAUGCCCUACUUGAGUACAGCACCUUCAACUUCUGGAGAGCCCCUAUUGCCAGCAUCCACUCCUUUGAGUUGGACUUGAUUUAAGGCUAACACCUCUCUAUCACCAUUUCUGUAUUUUCUUUUUCUUUGGCCCCUUCCUCCCUAUCUACACUUCUUUUUAGCCCUGCUUUCCCCCCUUCAUUGUGUUGAGGUGGUGCUAAAAGAAUCUGCCAUGGAAUAGCUAUUUAUUUAUUGUUAUUUAUUUCCCUCUAUAUUGUAUCCCCACAGGCACCCCUCCUUCUCUACCAAGUCCUUCAAAUCACUUCAGAAGAGGUAUGGUUCUUCAAAAAAAAAGGUCCUAGGUAUCCAAAUUCCUUUCUCUCCUGAGACUAGCUUUAGAAAACAAGUCUGACUGGGCGGCAGGCACAAACCAACCUGCCUCAAAGAGGAGCAGUACAGUAGUGAGAGGUGUGGUAAAUUGAUUCUUGACCCCAUUGUUACCAGCUUUACAGUUUACCAGCCUUUCCAUCUCUACCCCUAGGUCAGUUAGCAUGGGUGGCUUUCUCACUAAUUGAAAAUUCUGGGAUUUUUAUUUGGGAUUGUCUGCUAUAAAAAGGUAAAGCCUGUUCCAAACAAUAAAGUAACCAAGCGUCUUUCCAGACCCAGAAGUAAGGGAUGAAGACUUAAGCCCUGAGGCAACAUGUUGGAAAAAUGGAGCCAAGUGAAAAUACUUAAGCAAAUUCUGAAAUAAUUGAAGCCUUUCCCUCUCUUCUAUGGAGUUAUUUUCUUUCCUCCUCAAGACUUCUCUCUUCCUCAGCUUUGUUCUUAACUGAAGAACAUGGGUAGGGAUACAGAAAGUUCACUAAGAAAAAAAAACACUUAAAUCUCAAACUUUAACAUGUUAUUUUGCUGUUUAUGACAGUCCCACAUUGUUGGGAGCAGGUCCUUAAGCCUGUUCUUAGCUCCAUCAUGUAACCUACAGUCUCAAAGGACCUCAGCUUCAACCCCUUUAGAAAUUACCAGCCCAGCAGUCUCUAAUGGUUCAGGUACCUUGAGGGCAUGAAAUAAGAUGAUCAAUACCUUCUUCACAUCCUGACACUUUACCACACUAUCUUUGAGAGUUCUCCAGUCUUUCCCCGUUAUUGCUGCCCAUUUGUGCUGACAAUUCCUCACCCUCAUCUAAUAAAGCUGUUUAA